Messenger RNA from Ailuropoda melanoleuca (giant panda), 902 nucleotides. RefSeq names its product spermatogenesis associated 4 (gene SPATA4). Gene Ontology annotation, biological process: regulation of cytoskeleton organization. The record is from RefSeq and is a predicted model, not a curated record. Gene Ontology annotation, cellular component: axoneme. The coding region runs from base 16 to 864 and encodes 282 amino acids. Gene Ontology annotation, molecular function: microtubule binding. Lineage: Eukaryota; Metazoa; Chordata; Mammalia; Carnivora; Ursidae. The transcript is spliced from 6 exons.
AACCCAGAAAGCGACAUGGCUGCCGCCGGGCUGGGAGGAGGGUUUUUGAUACAGCCUGCGGCAGCAGUACCCACGUCACCGUCAUUUUCGCCACAGCCAGCAGCUCCCACCCGAGGGAAGCCUAAGAAGUGUCUGGUCUAUCCGCAUCCACCGAAGAGCUCCCGCCUGUCUCGGUCGGUUCUGCGUUGGCUUCAGGGCCUGGAUCUCACCUUCUUCCCCAGGAACGUCAACAGGGAUUUUUCAAAUGGUUUCCUGAUUGCAGAAAUAUUCACUAUAUAUUACCCCUGGGACCUUAAAUUGUCAUCCUUUGAAAAUGGAACUUCUUUGAAAGUCAAGUUGGACAACUGGGCACAGUUGGAGCAGUUCCUGGCAAGAAAAAAAUUUAAAUUACCUAAAGAGCUAAUCCAUGGAACAAUUCAUUGCAAAGCUGGAGUACCUGAAAUCCUGAUCCAAGAGGUUUAUACCUUGUUAACACAUCGAGAAAUUAAAAGUAUCCAGGACGACCUCGUGAAUUUCACAGACUACAGUUACCAGAUGCGUUUGCCCCUGGUUCCUCGGUCUACAGCUUCAAAGUCGAUUAAAGAUAACAUCAGGUUAUCAGAAAUAAUAAGCAAUCCCAACAUGCUCAGCAAUGAACUUAAAGUAGAGUUCCUCUUACUUUUACAAAUGUUGCAAAGAAAAUUAAGCAGAAAAUUGAAUCCAAAAUGGUUUGAGGUCAAACCAACAGUGGGAGAACUUACUCUCGAUCAUCUUCCUCCCCAAGUCUCUGGGCGCAAAUAUGAUGCCAUGAUUUCAAGGAAAGGCGUUGCUCCUGUUUCACGAAAUACAGGUACUGGUGGCAAUUCACUUAAGAAAUCUGUGUGAAGCAAGCUGGAAAACAUUCUUUUGAAUCUGCUAUGAAA